This is a messenger RNA of Fukomys damarensis (Damara mole-rat), 3651 nucleotides long. It is a transcript of the gene Prame, whose product is annotated as preferentially expressed antigen in melanoma. The record is from RefSeq and is a predicted model, not a curated record. The coding region runs from base 523 to 1998 and encodes 491 amino acids. Gene Ontology annotation, biological process: positive regulation of cell population proliferation; negative regulation of cell differentiation; negative regulation of DNA-templated transcription. The transcript is spliced from 6 exons. Gene Ontology annotation, cellular component: cytoplasm. NCBI's taxonomy places the organism in Eukaryota, Metazoa, Chordata, Mammalia, Rodentia, Bathyergidae.
UUGGUCGAUUCCUUGGUUUGUGAGGGGCGGGGGCGGGGCCUUGGCGCGUGAGUAGCCGCUGCGGUCCAUUCAGCGUCUGAGGGAGCGAGCGGAGGACACUUGGCAAGGAGUGUGGUGUGGAAGAAAAUUCUUCUUGCUUUUGGAGCAUUUUGGCAUUACUCUCAGACUCGUGUGGAGACCGGUGGCUGACACCAUAGGACAUAUAGAAGACAAAUUAUUGGGGGACUAGAGGCUCUUCUGAGUUGGACCAGCCUGUUCAAAAGACAUCAUCAGUUGAAUCUACAGAAUAUUAAAAACCAAUCAGGAUUCAUUAGAUGGAGAUCCAGUAAUAAUGAUGAGAUUUCGCUUUGAGCUGUAAAUGGAAGGCAUGCCAGAAAGUCGCGUUACAGCUUCGGAGAGCGCAGGGGAGAGAGGCAGAGUCCUGGAGCAUUCGAGUCAAUGCUGUGGUCCUCUCUGAGGUCUGGGUAGACACUUCCUGCAUGACACCUGAGUCUGGAUUCCUUGUGAGAAAGAUUCAUCAGGAUGACCAUGUUGACCCCACCAACACUUCUGGAGCUGGCUAAGCAGAGCCUGCUGAGGGAUGAGGCCUUGGCCAUUGGCGCCCUGGAGGAGCUACCCAUAGAGCUCUUCCCACCUCUGUUCAUGGCGGCCUAUGCUAGGAGAUACAGCAAGACCCUCAAGGCAAUGGUGCAGGCCUGGCCCUUUCCUUGCCUCCCUCUGGGGCCCCUGAUGACAGAACAAGAACCUCACCAAGAAAACUUCCAAGCAGCACUCAGUGGACUUGAUGUGCUGCUUUCUCAGGCGAUUCGCCCCAGGAGGUGGAACCUACAGGUGUUGGAUUUACGCAAGAAUGAACAUCAGGACUUCUGGACUGUGUGGUCUGGAUCCAGGAUAGAUGUAUGGUCGUUGAUUAAACUUGAGGCUGCACAGCCCAUGAAGAAGAAGCAAAAAGUGGAUGGUUUUGAUGUACAAGGAGAGCAGCCCUUGGGUCCCGUGAAGGUGCUAUUAGACUUGUGUCUCAAGCAAGGCAGGAAUGAUGAAGUGCUCACCUCCCUCAUGAAGACAGUCAGGAAUAAAAAAGGUUUACUACACCUGUGCUGUCGGAAGCUGAAGAUUUUUGCAAUGCCCAUGCAAAAUAUUGAGAUGAUCCUGAAAAUGGUGCAGCUGGACUCUGUCCAGGAUUUGGAAAUUAAUUGCACUUGGAAGAUGUCUAUCUUUGGAACUUUUGCUCCUUUCCUGGGCCAGAUGAGUAAUAUUCGCAGACUGCUCCUCUCCCACAUCCUCAUGACUUCCUGUACUUACUUAGAGAAGGAAGAACAGUAUGUCAACCAGUUUACCUCUCAGUUCCUCAGUUUUCAUCACCUUCAGAAACUGUAUUUGGACUCUAUUUCCUUCCUCAAAGGCCGCCUGAACAAGGUGCUCAGGUGCCUGAGGAGCUCUUUGGAGAUACUCUCAAUAACUAACUGCGUACUUUCAGAGUCAGACUUGAUGCACCUAUCCCAGUGCCCCAGCGUGAGUCACCUGAAGGACCUGAGCCUGAGUGGGGUCAAUCUGACCACUAUGAGUCUUGAGCCCCUCAGAACUCUGCUAGAGAGAGCCUCCUCCACCCUUGAAGACCUGGAUUUAGAUGAGUGUGGGAUUAUGGACCCUCAGUUUAUUGCCAUCUUGCCUGGCCUGAGCAAGUGCUCCCAACUCAUGACGUUCACCUUCUGCGGAAACUCUAUCUCCAUGGGUGUGCUGCAGAAUCUUCUGCUGCACACCAUUGGGCUGAGCAAGCUAAACCACGUGCUGUAUCCUGCUCCCUUAGAAACUUACGAAGACAACCUAGGCAUCCACCUGGGAAGACUCGCCCAUCUGCAUGCCAAGCUAAAGCAGAUGCUGCGUGAUGCAGGGAGGCAAGCCGUGGUCUGGUUCAGUGCCAACCUCUGUCCUCACUGUGGAGACAAGACUUUGUAUGACCCAGAACCCAGCCUGUGCUCCUGUUACCUCCCUCUUUAGUUGAGUGCACAUAUUCAUAGCUUUAUUCUGGGCGUACCAAAGCUCAGAAUGUAAGUGCUUGUAGGAGAAACAGAGAAGCCUUAGUUUCAGAUAACUUCUCACGUAAGUGGGAAAAGAAAAGUUGUUGUGGUUGGGGGGUCAGAUGUUGAUUUGGGAAGAUACAUCCUAUAGAGUUAGAAAUAUACAUUUGAAUUUCUGCAGAAGGAAUUUGAGCUUGGGAGGUACAUGUGGGAGUUAUCUUUGUGUGGAUAGUUGUAGAUAAAUGGCUAGAGAGAAAGAGAACCUUAGUGUAAUUGUUUUAUUUAUUCUGUGGUGUAUAAAUCACCUUCCCCAUUUAGAUCUCAGGAAUGUCUGAUUACUGAUGAAAUGAGCAGGCAGUAAACGUCCACACUGACUGCACUCCAGGAUUUACAGUGUUCCACCCCAGGAUCUCAUAGCACCAUUUAUCAUUUCCCCUCACUUGAUUUUUUUCUGGGGCGUUGGUUGUCUCCUUCCUUAUUUCUGUGGGUGUUUCGUGAAUCGGUGCACAGAAGUUUCAUCUUCAAGGUCUGAAGCACAUUAAGUGCUUAAUACAACCACCAGAGUAGAGUUCUUUGGGGGAAUCAUCACUGCUCACCCAACUGAGACCCUGUGCCCACUCUUCCCUAUUCUCUGGAUCCACAAGCCUCAGUCCCUGGCCUUCAUUGUGCCAGUGUGGGGCUUCACUGUGCUCAAGUCAGGCACCCAGGACCGGAAGGUGAUGUCGCCCUAAAGAUGAGCAGGCGCCUCUAGACACUCAUGCCUAUCAUGCUGCCUGAUCCAGCUCCUGCUUGAAUUUAAUUAGUGACUAGUUAAUUUAGGACUGGGGAUGUUGCUCAAUAGUCAAGCACUUGCUUAGCGCGUGAGACCAUGUAUUCAAUCCCCGUUACCAUCUAAAAGAUGUAAAUUGCCAUAUGAUCUGUGCAUGUUAAGGAAAUAGCCAUCUCAGAUCCAGUGAGAUGCCUUGGAUGCUGGGUCGCAAGAAUGAACCCAUGCCAGUCCUAGCAAAUAGUCUUUGGAGUGAAAGGUGAGUAUGGAGGUAGGUUAAGACCACUCUGUAGGACAAUCUGUUAAAAAUUAAAGAUGUCAUAUCGUGGGAUUGGACAUCAUAGUUGUUGAACAGUUGGCUUGACUGCUUAGGGAAUAGAAUGCUGUCACCUUCAAGCCCCUACCUUCACUAUGCCUCAGCAUCCUGCCCCUAAGUUGUUGCACCUUCCUGCUGGUAUAAUCUCUCAGGGAAGCACCUGAGAAAAGGUUACACACUAAGAUCCAGGGAAAGAGCUCUAACUCAACACUGCCCUGAGUACAAACAAGCACAGUCCUGCUCCGGAGGCCUCUUAGUUGGUGCUAGCCACGUACAAGUAUGUUAUAUGUUGUGAUGAGGGGAGGAGUGAGGGAAAAUGUCCACUUUUUUCUAAAAUACACCCUCUCCCAGCAUCAUUUGACAUAGACCCAAAUUACAGGGAGUAUUCCCCAAAAAGGAAAACUAGCACCUUUAGGAUUUGAGGGAAGUGUACCCACCCAAUGGGCAAAUUCUCCAGGGAAGAAGAGCAAAGAAAAGGCAUUGCUUUAGGAUCAUUAGCUGAAAAAUAGAGAAGAUUUUAAUGUACACCUCCUGUGGUCAUUGUAAAGGUC